UGCUUGAAAGAACCCGUGCCAGGCGAGAAAAUCUUCAGAGAAAAAUGGCGGAGAGGCCUACGGCCGCAGCAAGGUCUGUGGCUCACAGUAAGCGAGCCCGGGAGCCGCUUUCAGAAGCAGAUAACCUGCAACACCAAUCUAGCGGGAAAGAGAGUUCUGGUACAAAGCCGUCACCGUCGAAGAAGCGCUGCUCCGACGGCGCGGAGGCCGAAGUCGCCAACUUGGAAAAUAGGCAGCCAGCUGGGCCGGCUCCCACGGAAGCUCGUUCUGCUCCCACGUCCUCGCAGGCAGCGGCACAAACACCAGCCGCCGUGAGCGAUGCCGUCCGCAAUGCCGUGGGCGUCCCCGCAUCGCUGCUGGGCACACGGGCAGGGCCGCAGCCCAGGUCGGAAGCCGCUGCAGCCUCGUCGGUGAGGACACGCAUGCAGAAGCUGGCCGAGCAGCGGCGCCGCUGGGAUGACGACGCAGCAGAUGACAUCCCUGAAAGCUCACUGUUCUCACCAGUGCCCUCAGAGGAAGCGGUGGCUGCCUCUGCCCCCGAGCCUCCCAUCGCAGGUGCCUCAGCCACUCUCGUGGGGAGACGGGGCCGUCUGGCCAACCUAGCUGCGGCCAUUUGCUCCUGGGAAGAUGACGUAAAUCACUCAUCUGCAAAGCAGAACAGUGCCCGGGGACAGCCUGGUACCGCUUGUUUACCCGAAUUUCCCCCUGCGAGCGGAGCAUCUGCUCAGAUCAAUGGCUGCAGUGUUGAGCAGGAAGCUCCAUGCUGUUCCCAAAGCGGACGCGAAGCCUCUCUGAACAAAGCCCCAGCCUCCGGCGUGGCCAGUGCAUCUGGGGCAGUUGCCUCGCCUUCCCCCUUGGUGAAAGCUGCUUCUUCCCCAGCGAAAUCUACCACAUGCACCACCAAUGCUAAAAACUGUGAGGUACAAAUUAGCGAGCGGCUUCAAGAAGCUCCCGUUAGUCCCCUGAGAACGGAGGCAUCAAAACCAGUUGUGAAGUCAGCUCUGCCCCAGACAGUCCAUUCCAAAGAACUAAACAGAGAAACCCGUGUGCAGCCUCGGCCUGCAGACACAUCUACAACUGCAGGAGGAGUAGGGAUUAAGCCUUUCUUGGAACGCUUUGGAGAGCGUUGUCAGGAACACAGCAGAGAAAGUCCAGCUCGUAGCACACCCCAGAGGACCCCCGUCAUCACUCCAAAUACAAAGGCCAUUCGAGAAAGAUUGUUCAAGCAAAACGCAUCUUCGUCUGCUACACACUUGGCACACCAGCUCAAGCAGGAACGUGAAAAAGAACUAGCAUGUCUUCGUGGCCGGUUUGACAAAGGCAAUUUAUGGAGUGCAGAGAAGGGCAAAAAUUCAAGAAGCAAACAGCCAGAAACCAAACAGGAAAAUCAUUGUCAGAACACUCCCCCCAGGAAGCACCAGGCUGUCUCAGACACGCCGUCACUUCCGGUGGCAGAGAAGGUGCCGGAAAGUCCAAUACCGCCAGAAGCCUGCAGCACAAAGCCCCCAGGUUUUACUGAAUGUGAAAUGACGAAGUCUAGCCCUUUGAAAAUAACACUGUUCUUAGAAGAAAAUAAGUCCUUAAUGGUAACGCCAGACCCACAGGUCGAACAGCAGACUGAAGCGGUACGUGAAGUUGAGAUGAGUGUGGAUGAUGACGAGGACGUCAACAGUUCCCAAGUGAUUAACGACAUCUUCAGCGGGGUCCUAGCGGAAGGCGAGCUCGACAUGGAGAGCCCAGGGGACACAGACCGUGCGGGGCCAGACAGCGGCGAGGAGCAGGAAGACGCCCUGAACAUCUCCUCCAUGUCCUUACUGGCCCCCUUAACGCAGACGGUCGGCGCCAUGAGCCCAGAGACUUCAGUCUCCUCGCCUAGACUGGGAUCCAGAGACAGCAGUGUGAGCGAGGAGAGUCCAAAGCCAGGGAAAUUCCAGAGAACCCGUGUUCCUCGAGCCGAGUCUGGUGACAGUAUCUGUUCUGAAGACCGGGACCUUCUGUACAGCAUCGACGCAUACAGGUCUCAAAGGUUCAAAGACACAGAACGUCCUUCAAUAAAGCAGGUGAUUGUUCGGAAGGAGGAUGUGACUUCGAAACUGAACGAGACAGUGAAUGCCUUCCCUGCUCAGGUUAACAUCAAGCAGAAGAUCCAGGAACUCAAUAAUGAAAUCAACUUGCAGCAGACCGUGAUCUACCAAGCCAGCCAGGCACUGAACUGCUGCGUGGAUGAGGAGCACGGGAAGGGGUCUCUGGAGGAGGCCGAGGCAGAAAGACUCCUCCUCAUUGCAACCGAGAAGAGAUCGCUUCUGAUCGACGAGCUGAAUAGAUUGAAGAACGAAGGGCCUCAGAGGAAGAAUAAGGCUAGUCCCACAUCCCAGAGUGAAUUUGUCCCAUCCAAAGGAUCCGUCACGUUGUCAGAAAUCCGCUUGCCUCUGAAAGCCGACUUCGUCUGCAGCACGGCUCAGAAACCAGAUGCUGCAAACUACUAUUACUUAAUUAUCCUGAAAGCGGGAGCUGAGAACAUGGUAGCCACCCCGCUGGCGAGCACUCCCGACUCCCUCAGCGGCGACGCACUGGUGUUCACUACGACAUUUGCUCUGCAAGAUGUGUCUAAUGACUUUGAAAUAAACAUUGGAGUAUACAGCCUGGUACAAAAGAAAGAGCCCUCAGGCCCGGAGAAGAAGAGAAAGGCCUAUAAGUCCAAGUCUAUUACUCCAAAGCGACUCCUCACAUCGAUAACCACAAAAAGCACCCUUCAUUCUUCAGUCAUGGCCAGCCCGGGAGGCCUCCAUGCUGUGCGCACCAGCAGCUUUGCCCUUGUUGGAUCCUACACGCUGUCGUUGUCUUCAGUAGGAAGCACCAAGUUCGCGCUGGACAAGGUACCCUUUUUAUCCUCUUUGGAAGGCCAUAUUUAUUUAAAGAUAAAGUGUCAAGUGAAUUCAAGUGUUGAAGAAAGAGGUUUUCUAACCAUAUUUGAAGACGUUAGUGGCUUUGGUGCCUGGCAUCGGAGGUGGUGUGUUCUUUCCGGAAACUGCAUCUCUUACUGGACUUACCCGGACGAUGAGAAGCGAAAGAAUCCCAUCGGAAGGAUAAACCUAGCCAACUGUACCAGCCGUCACAUAGAACCAGCCAACAGAGAGUUCUGUGCGCGGCGCAACACCUUUGAGUUAAUCACUGUCCGGCCACAGAGAGAGGACGACCGCGAGACGCUGGUCAGCCAGUGCAGGGACACGCUGUGUGUCACCAAGAACUGGCUGUCCGCAGACACUAAAGAAGAGCGGGACCUCUGGAUGCAAAAGCUCAAUCAGGUGCUCGUGGAUGUCCGCCUCUGGCAGCCUGACGCCUGCUACAAGCCCGUCGGGAAGCCUUCGCUGGGGGACACCCUGGGCCACUAGAGGUUUUCAGGGGUGACGUCGAUGUCGUUCAUGAGUAU
This is a messenger RNA of Tupaia belangeri chinensis (Chinese tree shrew), 3430 nucleotides long. It is a transcript of the gene ANLN, whose product is annotated as anillin, actin binding protein. Gene Ontology annotation, cellular component: actomyosin contractile ring. NCBI's taxonomy places the organism in Eukaryota, Metazoa, Chordata, Mammalia, Scandentia, Tupaiidae. Gene Ontology annotation, biological process: septin ring organization; mitotic cytokinesis; actomyosin contractile ring assembly. Bases 45 to 3392 code for a protein of 1115 amino acids. The record is from RefSeq and is a predicted model, not a curated record. The transcript is spliced from 23 exons.